AGAAGAAAUUCGUGAGAAGGUAGUUACAGAAACUGUUGAAACUAUUUCAAUACCUGAACAAAAACCUCAAAUAACAAUAGAAACUCCUCAACAAGAAGUUCAAUUAAAUGUAAAGAAAUGGCACGAAAUUUUCUCGGAUUUUUUCAUUAAGAUUGGAAUGAUCGAAACUAAUAGAGCUUUAUUAAUGGAAUUAAUUGUCUUAUCAACGAAUAAUGAAAAACAAAUUCCAAAUCAUAUUGAUUGGUUAUUGAAAGAAUUAACGGCAUUGAAAUCAAGAAUUGGUGAUUCUUCUUCUUCAGAGUCUGCUAAGAGAAAAAUUGAACCGGAAAAAAAUGGUGAAGGAAGUCUGGCAAAAAAAGUUCAAAUACUAAUGAAUCCACAAGAAGUUCAAAUCAGAACAACGAAUUCUGAGCUCGAGCAACGAAUUGAUAAUUUCAUACAAUUAAAGAAAUCAGAAAUAAAUAAUAGUAAUCGUGCCGAAUUUUUGAGGAAGUCAACUAAUCCUCUAGAUCCUAAUGAUGAACAAUCAUGCGCUCGGUCUGAUGCUGCCGAAAUAAAUCGAAAUAUACAAAUGAAACUUGAUGUAGUAAAUAAUGAAGAUGGACCUUUAGCUCGUUCGACAUUUACUUCAACUAAUCACAAUCGAAGCGAUUCUAUUAAAAGGUCUUUAGCCGAAUUACCCAGAGGUGUUGAGGAAAGAUUUCAAAACAUUGAAAAGCAUUUAGAUAUAGGUAAAUAAUAUUUUAAUUUGAAUUUUUUCAUUAUACAUUGUUUACGAACGAUUAAAAGCG
This is a messenger RNA of Rhizophagus irregularis DAOM 181602=DAOM 197198, 791 nucleotides long. NCBI's taxonomy places the organism in Eukaryota, Fungi, Glomeromycota, Glomeromycetes, Glomerales, Glomeraceae. The record is from RefSeq and is a predicted model, not a curated record.